Messenger RNA from Grammomys surdaster, 3151 nucleotides. It is a transcript of the gene Samd12, whose product is annotated as sterile alpha motif domain containing 12. The record is from RefSeq and is a predicted model, not a curated record. Lineage: Eukaryota; Metazoa; Chordata; Mammalia; Rodentia; Muridae. Bases 129 to 653 code for a protein of 174 amino acids. The transcript is spliced from 6 exons. Gene Ontology annotation, cellular component: cytoplasmic side of plasma membrane. Gene Ontology annotation, molecular function: protein binding. Gene Ontology annotation, biological process: cell surface receptor protein tyrosine kinase signaling pathway.
GCAGCAGGUUGGUCCUGGAGCAGAUGAGCGCAGAAUAUUUAGGCGAAAGCGAGGGGAGGGGGGAGCGCGGGGCAGGAGGAGUACCUCGGCCAAGAAAAUUAUGCAUGCGUUAGGCAAGCUCUGAGAGAAUGGCUGUGGAAGCUCUCCACUGUGGUUUGAAUCCGCGGGGUAUUGAUCACCCUGCCCAUGCCGACGGAAUUAAACUGCAAAUUGAAGGCGAAGGUGUAGAAUCUCAAUCCAUUAGGAACAGAAAUUUCCAGAAGGUACCUGACCAAAAAGGAACCCCCAAGAGACUUCAGGGAGAAGCUGAGACAGCAAAGUCAGCAACAGUGAAGCUGUCAAAACCAGUGGCCCUGUGGACCCAGCAGGAUGUCUGCAAGUGGCUGAAGAAACACUGUCCAAAUCAGUAUCAGAUCUACAGUGAGUCAUUCAAACAACAUGACAUAACUGGGCGAGCCCUGCUGAGACUCACAGACAAGAAACUGGAGCGCAUGGGGAUCUCCCAGGAGAACCAGCGACAGCACAUCCUGCAGCAGGUGCUCCAACUGAAGGUUCGGGAAGAAGUCAGAAACCUGCAGUUACUCACACAAGGAUUUCCAGUCUCUCCUGAGUCUCAUUGUCCAGUUGCUAUAAAGGAAACUUUUCCCCUCUGACCCUUGUCUUCUCAGCAGCUCAUGAUGGUCUCGGCAGAGUAUUCUCCAUAAUCAUAUGAGCCUUGCAAGCUGCUGUCCUGCCAGUGGAAAUGAGCAUAGCCUGUUCCCCAGAGAAAGACUUACUCAUGGCCCUGCCAGAAGAGAUCCUUGGAGCACUGACAGAUUAACCGGAUCAACUGAGAAAACUCCUAUUCAGUCAAGAUUAUGGAUUUUGUGAGGGAAAAAUAUCUUAGUUCGCUGUGGAUUUUCAAAUGAGGUGCAUAACAUUCAGUGCCAACUCAUUCCAAGUGGCCAUUGGCAGACCAUUAGCUGGAAAUUGGCUUCCAGUUUUCAUCACUGUGCAUAACUCAAGUUCCCCUUGGGCUCCAUCUGUGCCCUUCACUACAAGUCCUGUUUUAGCAUGGCAACCACUGGAUUAUUUUAUUAAGUGUGCAGAUGGCAUGAUGUUCUAGAAAAAAAAUACAAGAGUUCUGCAAUCUCAGUGGAAGGGUUCAAAGUAGUAUGCCCUGGUAGGAAUGUAAACAUGUCUAGAUGAUAUUAGUGACAAUGUCCAAAGGUGUUCUGUCCAAUGCUGCAGCACUUUAUAUAAGAACACUACACUGAGAUAAAAUAGCACAUUUGAUACAUGUAGGAAAGCAAGUGUUUUCUCUUUUCUUUAUAAACCUUGUCUUAUUUCUGGCUCAGACUGUCCAAUACCAACUCUGCUCCUAGUAUCCUCACAGUUGUUUGUGGUAGCUCAGUGUAAAUAUGGCCACAAUACUGUUAGACUUCACCUGUUGACACUUAACUGGAUACCUGGAUUACUUAUAGCACAAAGGGAAGUAGACCCAAGCCUGGUCUUUGUACCCAGGCACAACUUAACACAUGAUAUAAGGACACUCUGUACUGGAUGCUUCUCUUUGGCUAAUGUACACAUACCCUUGUCGCAUAGAGGAGAUCUUCCACACAAACAAGAGGAUGGCCUUCUUUCCAUCAGAGACCAUUGUGGAUUGCUGCCAAGGGCAGCAGAUUGCAAUCUUCCCUUAGUGGUUCCACUUCCACACUUAGGAAAUCUUCCCAAGGUCAAGUUUAAGUCACAGUUCUGGAGAGAAGCCACAAAUGACCUCCACUGUGUGCCUAGAGAAACAACACAUUCAGCCCACACAAGGUUUCUUCCUCAGCAUGGAAAAUAUUCUUCCUUUUAAUACCUCCUGGAAUGUAUAUAUGACUUAUUUUUGUUUAAUUCUAAAAACAAAGCACAGUCCUGGGAAACAGGUCCAUUGGAUGAUGGGUUACUUGAACACUAGGGAAGUGUUCAUUCCUAUGGAUUGCUCCCUUGUGAUACAUUAGCAUUUUUUCCCCAGAAAUAGAAAUUUGACUGAACCAAAAACUCAGAAAAGUAUAUUAUGAGUACUCCUUAAACUAACACAAGACCAAGAGGAAUCAGAGACUAAUCUUUAAAAUAGGUGUAACAAUCAGAAACCCUCCCAUAAGCAACCAAGACAUGGCAUGCUGUCUCCAAUCAUUGCAAGCAUUCAUUGUCUCUUCCCACUUGUGAUCUCAAGAAGUGGAAAGAGCUGAGUGUGAUACACAUAGGUUAUCUCUCUACAGCAUUGCUCCUGUCAGGAUGUGGGGCUAGAGAAGGGGCUUCUAAGAGUUAAGUCAGAGAAAUGAUUGUUACCAUGAGACCUGGACGUUUUACCCCUCAGAUCACCACCAGAACCAUCUAAGCCACCAUGAAUCACAAGUCUCCAAGAAGCUGAAAUUGAUCAUCCAAACCCAGGCUGCCGACAUUCCUCACCUAUGACCCAUCCAUUUACCUUAGUUUCCACAGCAGAAUUUACAUGCCUUCCAUUCCUUCUUUUCAUUCAGAAGGCAUCUGCUGAGGAAAUCCACCAUGUGCCAAGAACUGUACUGGGUCCACCCUAGUAUACAAGGCAUAUUCUUCCUGCUUCUAUUGAAUCAUUUCUUUUUCUCAAGCACUCCCCUCUUUUCCCACGGUGCAAACUGAAUUGAGACACCCACACUCAUCCCUUUCACCUUGCCACAGAAACAUAGGAAAAUGUUCAUGGCAGACAGCAGGUAGAUCUCUUGCUUGAAUGAGUGGGCAGCUUCAUAGCACAUAAAGAAUCUUGCUAAACAGCCAUCUAAGUUGAUCAGAGCUUCUCUCAGCAGCUCUUACUUUCUUUGAUGCCCACCCCAGUCCCUAUACUUCCAUUCUUUCUAUAGACACUACUAUUUAUCACUAUGCUGGAUUCUCUGAAAUGCCAAUUCCAUAACUACUCCUAAAGUCCCAGAAUUGGUUCUAAUGAAUCCUAUAAAUCCUGCCAGGUGCUGAGAUAGUGUAGCUGGGAAUUAACCGGUGUAGAAAGUGAUAUUCUGAGACUCCUGCUAACAUCCUUGGAAAACUGAACUCACAUUAUAGGGCAGAUGUCCACUAAAUAAUCAUGGACUAUUGCUAUUUUGUCUUUUGCAAAAUAAUCUCAACAAUUAAAAAAGAGCUGCCUCCUUUUUUCUAA